This is a messenger RNA of Babesia sp. Xinjiang, 762 nucleotides long. RefSeq names its product Triosephosphate isomerase. Bases 1 to 762 code for a protein of 253 amino acids. Gene Ontology annotation, cellular component: cytosol. The record is from RefSeq and is a predicted model, not a curated record. The transcript is spliced from 3 exons. Gene Ontology annotation, biological process: glycolytic process; gluconeogenesis; glyceraldehyde-3-phosphate biosynthetic process. NCBI's taxonomy places the organism in Eukaryota, Apicomplexa, Aconoidasida, Piroplasmida, Babesiidae. Gene Ontology annotation, molecular function: triose-phosphate isomerase activity.
AUGGCAGUACUUCGUAAGAGAUGGGUUGGUGGCAACUGGAAAUGCAACGGUUCUACUGAGUUGGUAUCAACUCUCUCCAAGGCCUUUGACGCUGUUGACUUCGAUGGAAGCAAGUUGGACGUGGUACUCUUCCCUAGCAGUUUGUUCAUUACGAAGGCUUUGGAGCAUUUCGACGCUAAAAGGUACAAGAUCGGCGUGCAGAACUUCUCUCAAGCCAAAUGCGGUGCUUUCACUGGUGAAUUAGCUGUUCCUAUGCUCUCUGGGCUUGGUUUGGAGUGGUCUUUAAUUGGUCACUCUGAACGCCGCAGCCUGUUUGGAGAGACCGACGCAAUUGUUGCUAAGAAGGUGGAAAUAGCACAACAGACUAAGCUACACGCCGCUGUAUGUAUUGGAGAGAACCUUGGUGAACGUGAAGAAGGUCGUGUUAGCGAGGUAUUGACACGUCAACUAGAUGCAUUCGUAGGGUCGGUAACCAACUGGGACCUCGUAGUAAUUGCUUACGAACCAGUAUGGGCUAUCGGCACAGGCAAGGUAGCUACAUCUGCUGAAGUGCAGGAAGCCCAUCAGAUGGUAAGGGACUACCUUACAGAGAAACUUGGCGCUGUGGCUGAAACUGUGCGUAUCGUCUACGGAGGCUCUGUCAACGAAAAGAACUGCCACGAGCUGCUCCAGGUCCCAAACAUGGACGGUUUCCUGGUAGGGGGAAAGUCGAUUACUCCGGAAUUUUCUGAGAUCAUUGCUGCGGCCUACAGCCAGCAGUAG